UAAUAUUAUUGUGCAACGUUCCGAAAUGACAAGUGUUUAAAACUAGCUUAUUUAUUUUUGAAUGCACAAGUGUCAACUAAAAAUGCAUUAAAGUUUGUGUACAGUUUUGUUUCUGUUGUAAUGUUUAUUCUAAUUUGACCCUGAAUUUUACACCAAAAUAACAAAGAAUAUGGAAUCAUUCUUCAGUCUCUUUGAGCCUACUUACAAUGAAUGUCCUCACAGUGAGGAAUUUGGAUUGGAUAAUAUGAAUAAUAGGACUUCUCUACCCCCAGAGCCUCAGCUUGGAAAUGUGGAAUACAAAUUAAAGAUUGUCAAUCCCACUAAACAGAGAUUUGAGCACUUAGUCACACAGUUAAAGUGGAGAUUGCGCGAGGGAAAUGGAGAGGCUAUCUACGAAAUCGGUGUGGAAGACAGUGGUAUCUUGGCAGGUUUGACAACUCGAGACAUGAAUGCUAGUCUCCAAACGCUUAAACAAAUGGCAAUAAAACUGGGAGCAACGACGACAAUAUUGCGAGAGCGAGUGCUAGAUAACGGACGAAGCGUCGCUGAAGUACUGGUCCGAAAAGUACCUGACGAUCAAAAUAACAUCGAGAUAAGGAUAGCUGUGUUAGGAAACGCUGACGCUGGAAAAUCAACUUUACUAGGUGUGUUGACCCAAGGAAGUUUGGAUAAUGGACGUGGCAGAGCUCGUUUAAAUAUGUUUAGGCAUCUUCACGAGAUUCAAAGUGGAAGAACUUCAUCAAUAUCACACGAAAUCCUUGGAUUUAAUUCACAGAUUUCCAGUACUGCAGGAGCUGUAGGCAUGGCCCACGAGCAUCUAGCUAUCGCCAUUGCCUUAAACGUACCCUUUUUCAUAGUAAUAACGAAGAUUGAUUUAGCAUCACCGACUACGACAUUGCAAAACCUGGAAUCAUUUCUGAAACAAGUUGGAACACGAAGGAUACCACUUGUAAUAAAAAGUGUUGACGACGUCAUUACGGCUGGAGCUAACCAAUUGGCAGAAAACGUGGUCCCUAUCUUCCUAGUUUCGAGUGUAAGCGGGACAGGACUGGAUUUGCUGUUGAAGUUCCUACAUGUCUUACCGCCUGGAAUAAGCGCUAAGGAAAAGGAACGACUGGAGCAGGAAUCUCCCGAGUUUCAAAUUGACGAGAACUUCAAGACUGGAGAUGUGGGUCAAAUCAUAGGUGGACUGUUGACGAAAGGAGUUAUAACAGAAGGUACAAAGAUGCAGAUAGGUCCAAUGAAAGACGGUUCCUUUCAGAAAGUCGCAGUCAAAACUAUUCACCGCAAUAGAGUACCAUGCAGGAUGGUACGAGCUGGACAAAGCGCGUCAUUGGGGCUGAACACGUACAUUCACGGAUUGAGGAAUGGUAUGGUUCUGCUAAGUGAAGACGAAGACGCCAAAGCAUGCCUGUUCUUCCAAGCUAGCGUUUCCGUGCUGUUUCACGCUACCGCCAUCUAUCCAGGAUUUCAGACAACGGUUUACAUAGGAAACAUUCGGCAGACGGCCGUCAUUAUGGGUAUAUGUUCUUCCAGGUGCAUUCACACCAACGAACGUGACUCGGUGUUGUUCAGAUUUAAACUACAUGCAGAGUACGUUGCUGUUGGCCAACGCCUUCUCUUCAAAGAAGGAUCUUCGAAAGGUAUAGGGGAAAUCACGCAGAUUUUUCCAUUAACAUCACCACUACUUGAAUCUUGAGUUGAUCUUAGUACCUAGAAAGUCUUUUGAUAAAAGUCUAGGCAUUAACUAUUUGAAUUUUUGAAUUUUGAAAUAUUAGUUUUGAAUAAACUAUUUUCGGUCGGAACUACCAACGCUAAUCAAAUCAAGAUAUCUAUUUUAUCAACGGGCAUAACAAUGACAUAAAUUAUAAUAUACUAACCUCCUUUAACUUAUCUAAUACUGAAUUUACUUUUAUUUGCAGCAUUGCCUUGAAUAGCCACAGUUUUAUUACAAUUUUAUAGUCUCUAUUUUGUUUUUUAUCAUAUUUUUGUAGUUCUUACUCUUACACUUUUGAUGGACUGACUUUCUCUCUUAAAGCCUCAUAAAAAAGCUCCAUUUUUAUGUAUCUAAACAAGUUAAUAAUCUUCACUUUCAUUGAUCCCAAACACCUCAGCAGCCUCGUAUAUGAUUUUCUCCACUUAGUGCAUAUCUGUACUAGGAUGUUCGCACAACUGCACUAGUUGAAAAGACAAGAUGGACAAGUAGCCUUGGUAUUGGAGUUUCUCUCAUUUUGAUACAUCUCCUUCAAAUCGAAGUAACUUUUCUAAAUAUGCCUAGUUGUCUUAGAUUUUUUAUUCUUAUCUAGUCAUAAAAGUUUGGGUCUUGCUACAUGCUAUAUUGAAUAUCUUUGAAAGUAUC
Molecule: messenger RNA, 2359 nt
Organism: Diabrotica balteata
Lineage: Eukaryota; Metazoa; Arthropoda; Insecta; Coleoptera; Chrysomelidae
Source: the annotation of a GenBank genome assembly